Fusarium poae is the source of this 486-nucleotide messenger RNA. RefSeq lists its product as uncharacterized. Lineage: Eukaryota; Fungi; Ascomycota; Sordariomycetes; Hypocreales; Nectriaceae. The transcript has 3 exons. The record is from RefSeq and is a predicted model, not a curated record. The coding region runs from base 1 to 486 and encodes 161 amino acids.
AUGCACAAACUAUCAACCCACAACCACCUGACACCCAGAGAUCUUUUGCCCGAUAUUAGAUUUCAUGGCACGAAGAUUCUUGCUUUCCCCCCAACCUUGUAUUACAUCGAUCAGGAGUCCAGGUUUAAAAGGCGAGACAUUCCCGACAGUCUGGUUACACCUUUCACCGUGGAUUCUGCUGCAACGGGAGGGCCAUUCUUUGACGAGAUUUAUGUUGAUCCAGCUCUCAUCCAGAAUCCGAACAGUCCCGGGAUGCUCAAGUAUCCCAGGUCGAGACACCAGCUCAAAAGAGUGAGUUAUAUUCCACCUUGGGCAAUCGUUGACUUUGUAGGAAACACCGAAAAAGCCUUGUGGAUCUCCCGCCCACCUAUGGAAAAGGAGAUUAUGCGUUUCGUAACAAGAUACAGGGCCGUUUAUAAACUCUUUGUCUUGGAGCCAAGUUGCAUGCGGACAUUUGGCAUUGAGGAGAACACCAAUCUUUCCUAA